CCCUUCCAAACUGAUCAAUUACAAAGUCUGGCCCGCGGCUGAUAUUUUCUUGGCAUAAGCAUACUGUUAUGAAUGGUCCCAUCCACAAGCUUUCAUGCGGGGCAUGUAUAUUGUAUGCAGUGUGAUGAGAGGCGCUGCGGUCAGAUUUGAUCUCGGUAUAUCUCCUUGAGACUUUUAAGUUCAGUGCCAAUAAAACUCCCUCGCGUUCCUGUUCCUGAGUUUUGAGGUCCUUGUGCUUUCUUUCCAAAGUUCAUUCUUUACCCCACACCCUCUCCUCGGAGAACGAAAUCACAAUGGGUCAAUUCUUGAAGUUAGCGAUAGCUUUCCAGUUCUUAUUCUCCAUUAUCAGCGGCCUUGAACUUUUUAACUUCGAGAAAUCUCAAUUGACUCCCCGAGAUAUCCUCACUCAGUCAGACCAGAACGCAUCUCUCCUCAAAUUCGCUGAACGGGAUGAUCCCCCUCCACUCAACACGACAUGUAAAGUCUUUCCUGGAGAUGCUCUCUGGCCAAGUGACGCCCAAUGGGCGCUUCUCAAUAGUACUACCGAUGGAGCAUUGAUCAAGACUAUCCCACUUGCUUCCCCAUGUUAUCCUGGUCCACUCUCCAACACCGAUCAAUGCUCGUACCUCACGGCAAACUGGGCAAAUUCUUCUAUACAUAUGGUCGAUCCGACCUCCCCAAUGUCCCCCAUCUGGCAAGGCCGAACAUGCGAACCACCCACCCUCGCCCCGACUCUCAACGGGACGUGCACCCUAGGCGGCUUACCGUCAUAUUCCAUCAACGCAACUACAGUCUCGCACAUUCAAGCUGGUAUCAACUUUGCUCGCAACACUGGCAUCAGACUAGUGAUCAAGAACACCGGCCACGAUUUCUCUGGCAAGUCUAGUGGGGCAGGAUCACUGAAUAUCUGGACUCAUUAUUUGAAAGAUAUUGCAUUCACUGCCAAUUAUGCGGGAGAUGCGUACGGAAACUAUUCUGGGCCGGCGUUCAAGGCUGGGAGUGGGGUGCAGGCGUGGGAGAUUUAUGAGGCGGCUGAGAAGGAGGGUGUUACUGUCGUUGGUGGUGAAGGGAGGACGGUCGGAGUAAUGGGCGGCUACAUCCUCGGCGGCGGCCACUCCCCUCUGUCCUCGAUCUACGGCAUAGCAGCAGAUAGCAUCCUCUCCCUAAACCUAGUCCUCGCCUCCGGAGAAUUCGUCACCGCAUCACCAACCUCAAACCCAACCCUCUUCUGGGCCCUCCGCGGCGGCGGCGGUUCAACGUUCGGCGUCGUCACUUCUGUCACAAUAAAAGCCUACCCGCCCCUCCCCGUCACAACCUUCUCCCUCGCCUUCCCGCCAAACAUAACCACCACCGACUUCUGGAACGGCGUGCGCUCUUACCUAACCUUCUUCCCCUCCUUCACAGCUGCUGGUACCUACGGCUACUUCUUCAUCUUCCCCUCCUCCCCCGACUCCACCCCAACAUUCCUCCUCUCCCCCUUCUUCGCCCCGAACCUCUCCAUCCCGCAAACGCAAUCCCUCCUCACCCCUUCCCUCCCCUUCCCCCUCCCCAUAACCUACACCCACCACGCCACCUACCUCCCCGCCUGGACCGCCUCCUUCCCCCAAGAACCCGUCUCCCGCUCAUCAGGCUAUUUCGGCUCGCGCCUCUUCCCUUGCUCCAAUUUCCUCUCCCCGAACUCCACCCUCUUCAACGCCACCUUCUCCGCCAUAAAAACCUCCGUCGAAGCCGGCUACUCUCUGAUCUCGUUCCAGAUCCGCGGAGCCGUGCACCCGUCCAACGACCCCGACAGCGCCGUCAACCCCGCGUGGCGCGAGGCGGCGAUGCAUUCCAUCCAGACCAACGUGUGGAACGCCACUGGGGACAUCGCUGCACUUGAGGUUGAGGCGCGGCAGAGUUUGAAUGGAAGGAUGGAAGAGUGGAAAGCGGUUACGCCUGGGUCGGGGGCGUAUUUGGGGGAGAGCGAUAGGGGAGAGACGGGGUGGCAGACGAGUUUUUAUGGGGCGGAGACGUAUGGGAGGUUAGUGGGGGUGAAGAGGGGUGUUGAUCCCGGGGAGGUGUUUUGGGCGAAGACGGCGGUGGGGAGUGAGGGGUGGGAGGUGAGGAGUGGGGAUCCGGUUGGGAAUGAGGAUGGAAGGUUGUGUAGGGUUUAGGAGGGAAUGAGAAGAAAAGUUUGAGGUUUAUGUUGUGAUGCUAUGUUUUUUUUUGGCAUGCUGAGUGUUUUGCUAUAUUCCAAGAUGCAGCUUGGGCUUAGAUAUAGUGCGAGGAGAAAUAAGUGGAUAUGUAUAGCAGCCUGUUGGGGCCACUUAGCAAGAACAAUA
Mollisia scopiformis is the source of this 2321-nucleotide messenger RNA. Its product is annotated as FAD-binding domain-containing protein. Bases 294 to 2153 code for a protein of 619 amino acids. Gene Ontology annotation, molecular function: oxidoreductase activity; FAD binding. NCBI's taxonomy places the organism in Eukaryota, Fungi, Ascomycota, Leotiomycetes, Helotiales, Mollisiaceae. The record is from RefSeq and is a predicted model, not a curated record. The transcript has 3 exons.